GGGGGAGAGAGAAAGGGAGAGAUUAUAAGCGGUUGAGCGAGGGAACGAGGGAUUGAGAGAGCUAGGAAGGGAUAAAUUCAGCGAUCAGCGAGCGUUUAAUAGCUUUCUAAUGAGGUUUUCACUGUCAAGUUGAGUACAUACCGAACGGAUUUACCUAUUACGUUAUCAAAGUGGUUAAUGUGCGUGCAAUUAACGUGUGUUAGGAAGCUCUGGCAGAAACAACGAUUUUGAAAUAAGAGAUUUUCGUUGCUAUUGACGGAGAAAACAUAUGCGCCUACAUGUCACUAGGAUUGUAUAUUAUUCAUAUUUAAUAUGGCGUGUGCAUUAACUAUAAUGUGAUACAUGUAUGUAUACAUGCAUGGUAUGUCGAACGAGGGCGGAUAUUGAAUAGUAAUGGACACUGUGAAUAUAUCAAUGGAUCGUUGAAAAUAUAUUUAUUCCAGCACAUACACCGUACGGAUUAUAUCAACUGACAAUGUUAGACAAGCAUUUCCUAUAUGUUUGUACAGUGCUGAGUUUCGGUCUGGCUACUGCAGGAAUAUUCGACGCGUCGCCGAACACCCGGCCCAAGGAGCAGCUGUUACAUCACUUCCUAUUAAAAGAGAACUCCUAUAACAAGGAGAUUAUGCCCGCUGGUAGCACGAUCAAUGGCACGGCCGACAGCAAAUUGACUGUGAAGCUGGGAAUGCGACUGUCACAGCUGCUGGAUGUUUCUGAAAAGUUCCAGAUUCUAACCUCGAAUCUCUGGCUUCGUCACGAAUGGGUUGAUAACAGACUUCGGUGGGACCCCGACGAAUACGGUGGAAUUCAGAUGACAUUUAUACCAUCAGAAGAAUUAUGGAGACCUGACAUUGUUGUGUAUAACAAUGCCGAUGGAGAAUUCAUUGUGACGCUGCUUACAAAGGCUAAGGUUUACUUCACAGGUUUGAUUGUCUGGGAGCCACCGGCAAUCUAUAAGACCUACUGUCCAAUCAACGUCGAGUACUUCCCUUUUGAUCAACAGGAAUGCUUCAUGAAGUUCAGUAGCUGGACCUACGAUGGACGCCAGAUCGACCUCCAGCAUGUAAGUGGGCCUGGUGUUUUGGAAAACGACCAGAUGGUAAUUCCGAACGGUGUGGACUUAUGUGACUACUACCAGAACGUGGAAUGGGACAUUAUAAAUGUGACCGCCAGACGCAAGGAGAAGUUCUACCCUUGUUGUCCGGAACCUUAUCCCGACAUUACCUUCAACAUUACCAUUCGGAGACGAACCCUUUUCUACACAAUAAACCUCAUUUUACCGUGUGUUGCAAUCUCCUGUCUCACUGUGCUUGUCUUUUGUCUCCCCAGUGAAUCGGGCGAAAAGAUCGUAUUGUCAAUCUCCAUCCUAAUUGCCCUGACGGUGUUCUUCCUGCUGUUGUCCGAUAUCAAUCCACCGACGUCAAUCGUAAUACCCUUACUAGGCAAAUAUCUGAUGUUCACUAUGAUAGUCGUGACGUUGUCAAUAUUCCUGACUGUGACAACAUUAAAUGUUCAUUUCCGUUCCCCGGCUACACAUAAGAUGGGUCCAUGGAUCAAAUGGCUGUUUAUUGACACAAUACCGAAGAUCAUUUGCAUGUCAAGGCCAGCAAAACCGAAUAACGAAUAUAACAGAAUGGAGAUGAGCGACCGUAAUCAAUCGCCCCACUUUCUUCGCCAGUUCCCAGACGUUGGUAGCAACAAUGUUCAAUUUGGGAAUAUAAGGCACAGAUCUAAGUACAUUUCAACGGACAGGUAUCCUCCGGAGAUUCAGGCAUCUCUAAAAGCGGUGGGCUUCAUUGCUGGCCAUCUUCACAACCACGAUGCAGAAAUAUCAGAAGACCGCGAUUGGAACUACGUUGCUAUGGUAAUGGACAGGAUCUUUCUGAUUUUUUUCGGCACAGCAUGCGUCUGUGGCACUCUCAGUAUAUUUCUUCUGCAGCCUUCCCUUUAUGACUCCCGUGUCGCAUUAACUAGAUUCAAUGUCAAUUGUACAAAAUAAAUGCACAAGCUUUGUAAUACGCUCAUGUUUUCUUACUGAUUUUAUGAAAUAUGGUGUUCAUCUAUACUGUUGACAAGUAUGUAGUGCUUUAUAUUUAAGUUUAAGUUUAUCUUGACUUAUGCAUCUAUGUGAAUCUCACUCGUUGUAAGUCAUUCCUGUAUAAAUCGCCAAAUUAACCGGUGUUUAUAGACGUUAAGUUAUAGACGUUAAGAACAUCAUUUAACCAUUUUUGCUCAAACUACUUCUGUAAAUAUAUUGUUAUGGUAUGUACUUAUUCCAACUUGUUGGCAUUUGUAUGAUUUUGGUGUAUAAAAUAUUUUGCGUUUUUUACUUAACUUUUCAACCAAAAAAUGUGUUCAAUUAUUUUAAAUACACGCAGGCGAUACUCCUAUAUUAUAUUUACCGUUUCUUUUUCAUAUGUACCUUAACCAUAAACAAUACUCGUUGCUUUCCAUACUUCAUAUAAAGA
Dreissena polymorpha is the source of this 2468-nucleotide messenger RNA. RefSeq names its product acetylcholine receptor subunit alpha-like 1. NCBI's taxonomy places the organism in Eukaryota, Metazoa, Mollusca, Bivalvia, Myida, Dreissenidae. Bases 476 to 1999 code for a protein of 507 amino acids. The record is from RefSeq and is a predicted model, not a curated record. Gene Ontology annotation, molecular function: transmembrane signaling receptor activity; acetylcholine-gated monoatomic cation-selective channel activity. Gene Ontology annotation, cellular component: synapse; neuron projection; postsynaptic membrane. The transcript is spliced from 8 exons. Gene Ontology annotation, biological process: nervous system process; chemical synaptic transmission; regulation of membrane potential.